AUGGGAUUUCUCUCUAUUCUACCUGCGGAAUUGGCCGUGGUAGAAACCUGGAUUACACGCAUAUUCCUCUUUCUCGGCCUCGUAGCCAUCGGCCCAUGGGCAGCGCUGCUCGUCUACGACCUACUCCUAUAUUGCUGUCGCGCUGGCGCAUACGAGAUACCUUUCAUCGGCGGACGCGCUCGCGGAAAAGCGAGACCUCGUGCCCCAAGCCUCACUGAGCGCCCGAGCGGGCACCGUCGGAAGUUUAGUAUUGCCUCUCGAGGUAUAGACCGGCCGGUGCUGAGUACAGGGGGCAUGGAGGCUGACUCUCAGGAUGCCCGACAUCGUCGUAUAACGGAAGAGAAGACGGCGCACUCUUCGUGA
This is a messenger RNA of Alternaria alternata, 363 nucleotides long. RefSeq lists its product as hypothetical. Bases 1 to 363 code for a protein of 120 amino acids. The record is from RefSeq and is a predicted model, not a curated record. The transcript is spliced from 2 exons. NCBI's taxonomy places the organism in Eukaryota, Fungi, Ascomycota, Dothideomycetes, Pleosporales, Pleosporaceae.